Molecule: messenger RNA, 609 nt
Organism: Paraglomus occultum
Lineage: Eukaryota; Fungi; Glomeromycota; Glomeromycetes; Paraglomerales; Paraglomeraceae
Source: the annotation of a GenBank genome assembly
AUGUCCCUUGGCGUGUGCUCGAUUAAUUGGGCAAACGUUGGUCCAACCGAAUACUGGUGUUUGGAAACCACUAGCAACCAUAAAUUAGCCUUCGCUAGCUUUGCCAUUACGUUUGGAACGUUUUUGCUUUGCGCUAUUUGUUAUUUCGCUAUCAUGAGAAAGCUCAAAAGGACUGGUAAAGAACUGAUUCAAUCUACCGAACAUGCUAUUAAACAUGCCGCUAUUGAACGAAAUGUUUUAAGAAGAAUAACUGGCUACAUUCUGAUAUUUUUUGUGAAAUGGCUUCCUGCUUAUGUUUGUAUAACUGGAUUCAUUGGUGGAGGCCACCCUUUAUCAUGGACAUUUAUUGUGGUUAUAAUAUCUAUAAAUCUUGGUGGUCCUGGCUACGCAAUUCAGUACGUCAUUUGCGAAGGCUUUUCCGAUGACGCGCCUGGCUCAUGUGAGCAAAGUAUUAUGAGACUGAGCCACGAUAAUAGAAGUCCCAACCCGAGCUUUAUUCAAAGCGGCAUAUCUAACACCGGUCGCGGUUCUUUUCAACCAAGCAUACAUAAAUCCAAUAGUAGUAGCGUAAUUAAUGUACUAGUCGUACCACCCCUACAAUUUAAUUGA